CAGCUGAUGCCGGAGGAGCAAAUUAUUGAUAAAUAAAGGCAAACGGGAAAAGGACGUUGGAAUGUCUCAAGGAAGGACGAUAAAGCUUAUCUGAGAUGCUCGACCACACAUUUCAUCAUUUUCAGCCACGGAUUUCUGCUUUAUUGUUACGCGUUUUUGCUUUAAUGCACUUUCAUCUUAUCAUAACGACUAAAAUCCGUUUGGCGCCGAAUUGAGUCGAAACACAGAUGCAACGGGUUUGUGCUCUGCGCGUAGAGAAAGUCAUUUACAGGAAUACCAAACUCACAGAGUCGGCCAGUGUAUGACACUGUGUAGCAGAGAGAUCAGCAUCUGAGAAGCAAAGGGGAGACAGCUGCUCCCAAACACUUCAGGACUUCAUAAACUGUCCACAUAAGAUCAUAUGAGUGCAGCUUUUAGCACGCCGUUCAUGAUGAUGCAGCGUCCGGUGGGAAGCACCACUGCAUUCAGCAUUGACUCUCUCAUUGGAGGUCCUCCGCAGCCCAGCCCGGGACAUUUCGUGUACACGGGCUAUCCCAUGUUUAUGCCAUACCGGUCAGUGGUGUUGCCUCCACCUCCGCCGCCACCUCCUCCAUCCCUGCCUCAGAGCGCUCUACCCCCGACCCAUCCGCACCACCCGAUUCCGGGCUUACCCGGCGGGUUCUGUUCCAGCCUGGCGCUCACGUCGACUCUGAUGGCAACGUUACCCGGCGGGUUCUCCACCUCGCCAUCCCAACAGCAACAGGACGCAGCGAGGAAACUCGGAUCUCAGUCUAUUCACUCCAUGUUUGAAAAAUCUCAGGAUAUUCGCUUAGAUGGGGAUGACGGGAAAACGUUUCCAGGGAAAGAUUCAACGGCCCUUUCGUCAUUCCACGAUUCACAGACAGUGCACACCUCCACAGUGCGAGGUCACAGCAAAGACGACCAGAAGGAGGAUGAGUGUCACAGGAAAGAUGAGAGCUUCUCCAUGGACAGUGAUUUAGAUUACAGCUCUGACGACAACGCGCCCGGUAACGCCAUGUGUCAAAAAGAAGAUGGAGACGCCAGCGGUGGAGCGGACGAUGGUGUCCACGGUGGGAAUGGGUCCGGGAACACCACCUCCACCGGGAAAAAUCGGAGAAGGAGGACGGCUUUUACGAGCGAGCAGCUCUUGGAGCUGGAGAAAGAGUUUCACUGUAAGAAAUAUCUGUCGCUUACAGAACGGUCACAGAUCGCCCAUGCCUUAAAGUUAAGCGAGGUCCAGGUCAAGAUCUGGUUUCAGAACCGGAGGGCCAAGUGGAAGCGGGUCAAAGCAGGCAACGUGAACUCCAAAACCGGAGAGCCCUCCAGAAACCCUAAAAUUGUAGUGCCCAUUCCGGUGCAUGUUAGUCGCUUUGCAAUACGCAGCCAACACCAACAGUUAGAACAGGCCAGACCAUGAUAUAAUGAGUUUGGUUAAGGACCAAGAAAAACAAAAAGAGGACACAAAUUAACAAAUUCUAAAUAUGACCAAACUGUUCUUGAAGUUGAUGUUACUGAGGAACCCAGGACAAUCUAAACUGCUGACUGCAUUGGGCGCAUUCUGUAUAAACAACUUUGUUGUUUAAUUGGAAAAGAAAGUUAUAACGAAAGGCUCGAAGACCUCAUACUGAGAGAAACUGCAGUUUUACUUCCAACUGUUUUGGACCAAAACAAAUUUUAGUUCAUGAUAUUCCAGUACGUAUUUAAAAUAAAACAUCAGGACGAUUAAGUCAAGUUUUAUGUUUAGUUUUGUGACUGUCUAGUGUUUUGUUUGCAGAGAUUAACAUUAUCAUAAAAGGAGCACUUCUGGUCUCUGCUCAUGCACACAAUUUCAUUCCGUUUAUAGUAAAAUUAAAUAUGUGCUCUUUAUUUUUUAUUGUAAAAAAUGAUUUUUGCAUUUAUUUUUCCUUUUUUACUGUAACAUUUCAGACGUCAUGGAUGCGCUGCUUAUUUAUUUAAUAUUGUGAGAAAAACUUGCUAACGUUUUAUGAUUUAUGACUUCAGUAUAUUGUGUGGA
This is a messenger RNA of Paramisgurnus dabryanus, 2014 nucleotides long. It is a transcript of the gene gbx2, whose product is annotated as gastrulation brain homeobox 2. Gene Ontology annotation, cellular component: nucleus. Gene Ontology annotation, biological process: regulation of nervous system development; regulation of transcription by RNA polymerase II. Lineage: Eukaryota; Metazoa; Chordata; Actinopteri; Cypriniformes; Cobitidae. The record is from RefSeq and is a predicted model, not a curated record. Gene Ontology annotation, molecular function: RNA polymerase II transcription regulatory region sequence-specific DNA binding; DNA-binding transcription factor activity, RNA polymerase II-specific.